AUGGUCGCUAGUGGGCUUACCACUGCUGCGUUUGGUCUUGGCUACUACUUAAACAUCCACUCAUUUUCCUAUUACCUCCUAGUGCAAAUUUUGGGUGGAAUUGCCCAAGCUACAGGUUGGCCAUGUGUCGUCACUAUUCUUAGCAAUUGGUUUGGAAAAGGAAGGAGAGGCUUCAUAAUGGGCAUUUGGAAUGCACAUACUAAUGUUGGUAAUGUUCUCGGCUCAAUUCUUGCUGGAGCUUUUGUUAACUACCAGUGGGGCGCUUCUUUCAUAGUUCCUGGACUUCUUCUGAUUGCUGGCGCAUAUAUAGUUUUCAUGGUCUUAGUAGAUUCUCCAACUCCUGACUUGGAAGUAAACUCGGAUUCGAACAAUGAUAAGCAUAAGUCUGUCCCCGGUUAUUAUGGUGAUGUCAGGGCUCUUUCGGAUGGUAACCAUAAAGAACUUCCAAUAGGCUUCUGGGAUGCCAUUCGAUUACCAAAUGUAUUCCCUUAUUCUAUGGCAUUGUUCUUUUCAAAGUUGGUAUCUUACACUUUUCUCUAUUGGCUGCCGAAUUAUCUUUCAAACGUUUCCAGCGAAGCGCUUUCAGCUGAAAGCGCAGCUUGGCUGUCUACAAUCUUUGAUUUUGGAGGUAUUUGCGGGGGUAUAAUCGCCGGUCUUCUUAGUGAUCAUCGACCGUCGUCUGAUGGCUUGACAGUUAUGUCUCUUCAAGAAUCAUCCCUUCGUACCAUUUACCUCAGAGCGGUUACGUGUGCAAGUAUGCUUGGAAUUGCCGCCCCAUGUUUAUUCUACUACCAAUCAAUAGCGGCUACAAUGUCGGGUGUUUCAUUGUUUGUGCUCUUCCUGUGUGGUGGGUUAGUAACGGGUCCAUGUGCGUUGAUCACCACAGCCGUUUCAGCUGAUCUCGGAACUCAGCCCAGUCUCCAGAGAAGUUCUAAGGCUCUUGCUACCGUGACUGCAAUCAUUGAUGGUACUGGAUCUAUUGGCGCAUCUUUGGGUCCGUUUUUAACGGCAUAUUUAGUUGGCUAUGGGUGGAAAGCGGUCUUUAUGAUGCUUAUCUUUGCUGAUCUCAUCGCCAUGGCAAUAACGGUCAUCAUCGCUUCACGUAGUCGAAAUGGUGGUGGCAUCGGCGGUGGUUCACUUGGCUCCAAGGUUUUUAAUCUCCGAUCCCACGCUGCGCUAUGA
Rodentolepis nana is the source of this 1182-nucleotide messenger RNA. The record is from the annotation of a GenBank genome assembly. Lineage: Eukaryota; Metazoa; Platyhelminthes; Cestoda; Cyclophyllidea; Hymenolepididae.